This is a messenger RNA of Cylicocyclus nassatus, 1210 nucleotides long. The record is from the annotation of a GenBank genome assembly. NCBI's taxonomy places the organism in Eukaryota, Metazoa, Nematoda, Chromadorea, Rhabditida, Strongylidae.
GCGACGUGACGCUUCGCACGGAGUGAAGUUCACAGAAUGCCGUAGGGAUGAAAGUAAUGUUUGUGAAUCGUCAUGGGAAGCUUUCAUUACCAGUGGCAAGGUUAAAGAAUGAUGUGGCGCAUCACUUACUACCCGGACCAUCUGUGCACAAGAAUGGAAAGGCAAAAACGACGACCGGCAGUCAAACUCAAGUGAUUAGUUUGGUUCCAUCGGCGCAGCGUAGUCGGUGGCAUUGCGCUAUAUGCAGCAAAAGUUUGUCUUCGAAACGUUCAUAUGACGAGCAUAUGAACAUUCAUAAUGAUGCACGGCCAUUUGCUUGCGACCAUUGUGAUUAUGCUGCAGCGAGUCAGAUGACACUUCGAAGGCAUAAAUUACGUAGUCACACUGCAAGACGUGAUUGGGGUUAUAAAUGCCCAUAUUGCUAUGAAGCUUACAUGGAACCAGCCAGUUAUCAGCAACAUGUGCAGUCCCGACAUUUCGGCCGGUCAGCAACAUUUGGAUGCCCAUACACCCAGUGCACCUUCCAAUCCAAGUGUUUUCGACAUUUUCGCGAGCACUUAGCCAAACACAACAACUACGAAUCCUAUGUUGGCCAACCAGAUCGUAUUCCCUUUUCAUGUCCUGAUGAAGAACUAAAUCGAUAUCUCGUCGACGACGAGUAUGGUUAUGGCUAUCGCACUAACGGUCCGAUUCGUCGAGUGCAAUUCUUGAAAGGAAGAUCAGGCUCUGCAAUAAUGAUGGGUGGUACUACAGUUGUACCAGUUAAAAUGGUGGAUACAUCUGAUUCGCCUCCGCUUCUUACAGCCGAAGUAGUUGAUGCAGAUUACAUGAAAGAGCCCAUAAAAUUGCGACCGACAUCAUCAGCAUCGUCGUCCACUCAACGAAACGUAGCACAUGAGGCUCAAAGUUAUUGUCUUGAGCCACCUCAGCUGGUUGAGGAAGCACAUGAAAUGUAUCCAAUUGAUACUGACUGGAUUGAAGGAGAGAUAGAGGUUCCCUCAAGUGAGGUACCGUUACUUCCUGAUGGUCAAAUGGAUAUUGAGCUAGAUUAAUUUUUGUUUUCUGUUAUUAUUUAUUUUUUAGCUUUUGCUGUUUUAUCCCUUGUUUUGUUGAAUUUGAAGCCUAUUUUAUCUAUUCUGUCUGUGAUUGCGGUAUAUUUGCGUGAUAUAGUUUCUGGAUUAUAAAGUAAUGUAAUAGUUUGCCAGACUAC